This is a messenger RNA of Macrobrachium nipponense, 915 nucleotides long. RefSeq lists its product as uncharacterized. The record is from RefSeq and is a predicted model, not a curated record. Bases 1 to 915 code for a protein of 304 amino acids. Lineage: Eukaryota; Metazoa; Arthropoda; Malacostraca; Decapoda; Palaemonidae. The transcript has 2 exons.
AUGAAGGUCCGCCCUCCCGCCAAAAGUCGUCCUUCGACCCACCAAAAGUCGUUCCCAGACCCACCAAAAGUCGUCCUCAGACCCACCAAAAGUCGUCAUUCGACCCAUCAAAAGUCGUCCUCAGACCCAUCAAAAGUCGUCCUCAGACCCACCAAAAGUCGUCCUCCUCGACCCACCAAAAGUCGUCCUCAACCAAUAGUCGUCCUCCGACCCACCAAAGUCCGUCCUCCCAGUCUACCCAAAAGUCGUCCUAAGAACACAGUCGUUCCUUUCCAAAAUAAAACCCACCCAAAAGUCGCCCCUAGACCCACCAAAAGUCCCUUAAGACCACCAAAAGUUCGCCUCUUCGACCCCCCAAAAUCGUCUUCGACCCCCCAAAGUCGUCUCCGACCCACCAAAAGUCGUCCUCAGUCCCACCAAAAGUCGUCCCCUAGAACCCACCAGUCCACCCUCAGCACCAAGUCGUCCUCAAGACCACCAAAAACGUCGUCCUCAUACCCCCACAAACGUCCGUCCUCAUCCACCAAAAAGUCGUCCUCAGUCCGCCCCACCCAAAUCCGUCCUCAUACCCACCAAAAAGUCGUCCUCAGACUCCACCAAAAGUCGUCCCUCCAGACCCACCAAAAUUCCCCCAGACCCACCAAAACCCACCACCAAAAGUCGUUCUUCGACCCACCAAAAGUCGUCCUCCGACCCACCAAAAGUCGUCCUCAGUCCCACCAAAAGUCGUCCUCAGUCCCACCAAAAGUCGGCCCCUCUACCCACCAAACCAAAGUCACCCUCAAGACCACCAAAAGUCGUCUCAGACCACCAAACCGUCGUCCUCACCACCCACCAAACGUCGUCCCCUCAGACCCUACCACCCCCAAAAGUCUUAAGUUCCCCACCAGUCCAAAGUCACCGGUCGCCCCUUAG